UCCAACCAGUUAGCGAAAAGGCCGGCGCGAAACAUUCCACCGCUCGGUCCAGCAGUCAUACAUAUUUUAUCUUGCCUGAGGCUUCUUACAAUUUUUGCAGCCGAGAUUCGUCGCUCGACCUCAGGCAAACGUCUCCCAAUUCCCAGCCAGUUCCCAGCAUCCUAGCCCUUGAUUUCGAAUAUUCCCACAAGGACUAUUGAUAGCUGCGGAGACUGUGUACACCUACUCACCACGGUCUUACCUUAGUUUCUCUCACAUCAUACAAGCGAAUAUACACACGGACCCAACAUGUCAACCCAAAGACAAGCCACCUCCGCCUCGCAAACCCCGCACAUCUCCCCCGCCGAACUCUCCUACCUCUACACCUCGCUCAGCCUCCCUCAAAGCCCCAUCCGACCCGAUGGCCGCUCCGCCACGCAGUUUCGGCCUCUGACCGCCGAAACAGAUCUGCUGCCCGGCACGAACGGGAGCGCGCGCGUCGGGUUUGCGGACGGGACUCAGGCGAUCGUCGGCGUCAAGGCCGAGGUGGAGCGGACGGUGGUGGGUGCCGCUGCUAGCUAUAAUUUGACGGAAGAAGAAAGGGAACUCGAAGGUGAGGGUUCUGGUUCUGGCUCUGCGGCCGCUGCGGCCGGCCAUGGGUCGUGGGUGCAGAUGAGCAUUGAGAUUCCUGGGUUCCGGGAUGAUGAUGCUUUACCUGUGUUCCUAGCAGAGAUGAUGCGGGAGCCCUUGGUUGAGAGUGUUUCUUCUUCGAGGGCGAAGGGGAGUGGUGAGGGGGAGAUGGAGGGGGGCUUGAAGGGGAGAUUGGUUAUCAAUCGGAGGUGGCAUUGGAGGUUGUAUAUCGAUGUAUUACUACUGUCGCAACCACUCUCCUAUCCUCUCCCGCUGUUGUCUCUGACGACACACCUGGCACUGCUUGCGACGAAACUUCCCAAGUUGAAAUCCAAGGGCGAGGAGGAUUCCUUCUUCGAUGAUGAUUGGAACGCCGCCGAGUACCUGUAUCCUAGGGCCACUGCUUCGGUUCCGAAGUUUAGCGGCAGUGGCGUGGUGCCGCCUCCGGUGCAGCAUGUCCGGCCGCCGGUGACGUUGCUGGUGAUUGCCGUGGGCGACAAUGUCAUUUUCGAUCCGAACCGCGAGGAGAUUGCCGUCGCGGAUACCGUGCUGGCGAUCUCGGUGACCCGGGAUGGCAGUGCCGACGGAGGUCUAAAGUUGUUGUCCAUCCGCACGAUUGACCCUCCCUCGCGGUUGACGCAGCCUGGGGUACCGAAUUCCGAAAAUGUGGCUACGCUGGGUGCUACGACUGGCGCUGGCAGUGAAGAGCAGCCGGCGGCGGCGGUCCUUAACCCGGCAACGGGGGAGGUGGAGGUCCCUGGGGUGUGGAGGCCUCGUCGUGGAGGAGUGAAGAGGCAGACGGUGGCUAAGAUGGUUAAGUUGGUGCUGGAAAAAGGCGGCGUCGGUGAGGAGGUCCUGGAGGGUCUGGAGAGUGUGGAGGUGGGUUGAGAGAGAAGUUUUUGGGAGUCUUGGAUGAGUUUCGUUGCCUGGGGGCAGUGGAUGUCGGUCGGAUUGAAUGGCUGUACAAUCACCCUUGAUGAUGGACAUCAUGCGGCUAUUCACAUGAGAUAGGCGCAUGUCGACCUGACAAGAGGAGCAUGAUCCUGAGCCCCUUAGUAACCCGUGUGGUGGUGUCUAGCUCCGGUGGACAGCGUGCAACUAGACGACCCAUCAUGACCAACCACCGAAGAGAAUAGAAAGCUACUACUAGUAUUGUACAU
This is a messenger RNA of Aspergillus saccharolyticus JOP 1030-1, 1769 nucleotides long. Its product is annotated as exosome non-catalytic core subunit RRP42. The transcript has 2 exons. Gene Ontology annotation, cellular component: nuclear exosome (RNase complex); cytoplasmic exosome (RNase complex). The record is from RefSeq and is a predicted model, not a curated record. Lineage: Eukaryota; Fungi; Ascomycota; Eurotiomycetes; Eurotiales; Aspergillaceae. Gene Ontology annotation, biological process: U1 snRNA 3'-end processing; U5 snRNA 3'-end processing; nuclear polyadenylation-dependent rRNA catabolic process. Bases 289 to 1497 code for a protein of 402 amino acids.